AUGGCGACAAACAAGGAGAUUGACGCUCCUUCAGUGGGAGAGCAGUCUGGUUCUCUCUCUGAACAUGGUAGCGUCAAGUCCCCGGGAAAGACAGAAACCAACAUUAUUGAAACAUCACCGCGGUCUGCAGCUCCCCCGCUCUCAACGACUGAGCCCAAGCGAAUGGAACUGGGUGAUGUUGUCCUACGGUUCUUGGGAAUUCGAAAAGGUCCUCGACACGAGAAAUACAAUCCCGAUGCUAUUGCCACUCAGCCUAGCAUCUGGGAUUCCGAAAAGAUCGAAGAACUCAAAGAGCUGUACAUUCACCCUAAAUGGGAGAAUUGGCCGGCAUUCGACCAAAAUUUCCGCUGGACUUGGAAGGAGGAGACUGCAGUCAGGCACAAGGUUGACUGGAAGAUCAUGGUCUGGGCCUGCGUCAUGUUUACGGCCCUCAACAUUGACCGAGGCAACAUCAAGAACGCCGUAUCUGAUAAUAUGCUGGACGAUCUGGGCCUCACCAAAGCGGAUUAUAAUCUUGGACAAACUAUUGCUCGGGUUGGCUUUCUGGUUGCUGAGCUCCCCUCCCAGCUGAUAUCGAAACGUAUCGGGCCAGAUAUGUGGAUUCCCAUCCAAAUUUGCAUCUUCAGUCUUAUCUCUGCUCUUCAAUUCUUCCUCAAAGGCAGAGCAUCCUUCCUUGCUACAAGAUAUUUGAUGCAAGUCGCCUCUGCCACAUUUCAAGGAGGCUUCAUCCCGGAUACAAUUUUAUAUCUUAGUUACUGGUAUACAGGGACUGCGCUCCCCAUUCGACUGGCUUGGUUUUGGAUGUCAUCACAAAUUGCGGAUAUCUGUGUUGGGUUUGCCGCCGUGGGUCUGGUUUCUAUGCGUGGCAUACUCGGUUACGAAGGAUGGCGAUGGUUGUUUUUAAUAGAGGGCGCGUUUACCUUCCUGAUUGGUAUUCUUUCGUUCUUCCUCAUGCCACAAUGUCCCACCAGGACCAAAAGCUGGUGGAAUCCGAAAGGAUACUUUACCGAAAAGGAACAGAAAAUCAUUGUCAAUUCUGUUAUCCGAGACGAUCCUCAGAAGGGAGGAAUGUACAACCGACAAGGUCUAUCGGUCAGACAGAUUUGGGAAUGUGCCAAAGACUACGACAUGUGGCCCUUGUAUGCUCUGGGCUUGCUAUUCGGUUUGCCCAAGUACCCCGUGGACCAGUACCUCACCCUGUCAUUCCGCAGUUUGGGCUUCAACGUUAUUCACACCAACUUGCUCUCGAUUCCAUACAUUGUCGGGUCCAGCAUCACGAUGUUACUCAUCACGGGCCUCAGUGAGCUUGUCAACAACAGGAGCUUUGUGGCGAUGGCGGAAGAUGCAUGGCUCUUGCCGUGCUUUAUAGCCCUGAUCGCCCUGCCAGAUCCUAUCAGUGCCUGGGCCUAUUUUGCCAUUUCGACCGUUCUUCUGUCGUUCCCAUACACUCACCCGAUUCAAGUUGCAUGGACAAGUAGAAACGCCGGAUCUGUACAAAACAGAACGGUUUCCGCUUCGCUCUAUAACAUGUGGGUUCAAGUCAGUGGAAUGAUCGGUGCCAACAUUUAUCAAUCAAGCGACUCUCCGCGUUACUACAAGGCUAACAAAGGCCUUCUUGUGAUUUGCAUCUACCUCUGUUUCAUACAAUACCCUGGCACAUAUUUCUACUACCAAUGGAGAAACAAUCAAAAGGCGAAGAAAUGGGAUGCGAUGACUCCAGAUGAGCAACAUGAGUACAGAACUACAACGACAGAUGUGGGAAAUAAGCGGCUCGACUUCCGAUUUGCAACCUAA
This is a messenger RNA of Clonostachys solani, 1794 nucleotides long. The record is from the annotation of a GenBank genome assembly. Lineage: Eukaryota; Fungi; Ascomycota; Sordariomycetes; Hypocreales; Bionectriaceae.